Molecule: messenger RNA, 1317 nt
Organism: Malaclemys terrapin pileata
Lineage: Eukaryota; Metazoa; Chordata; Testudines; Emydidae
Gene: PLP2
Product: proteolipid protein 2
Exons: 5
Coding region: 82-534 (150 amino acids)
Cellular component (GO): membrane
Source: RefSeq, a predicted model, not a curated record
CCCGGCCCCCGCCCUGCCCCGUCGGCUGCCCGCGUUGACAGUCGCUUGACAGCCGGAGCCGACUGGGGGUUCUCCGGGGCCAUGGACUCCUCUGGCGGCACCCCGGGGUGCAUGGGGCAAUGCACCAGCUUCCUCCGCUCCCACAAGGGCACGGUCCUGGCGCUGGAGAUUGGCCUCUGUAUUGUUAUCCUGAUCUGCUACGGUGCUUCUCGGACCCCUGGUUAUACGGGUGUGGCCAUCUUCGAGAUGGUGUUUUCAAUCGUCUUCUUCGUCAUCUACACGCUAGGAUUAAACAAGCAGUUGGCGUUUGUGCAUUGGGGCUGGAGUGAUUUCAUCCGUGCUCUGAUUGGUGCUCUGCUCUUCCUCAUCACCUCCCUCAUCGUCGUCAUUGGCCACAGGGACGGCGCUGGCAUCGCAGCUGGGGUCUUUGGGCUCCUGGCUGGCAUCCUGUUUGCAUAUGAUGCCUAUAUUACAUUCCCCACCCUCCGGAAAACCCACACAGCUGCCCCCACUGAAUCCCCGGAGGGUGUCUGAGGAGUCGCAGGACCCCGGCCCCCGCUUUGCUGCCUUCGCCCCCCCCCCCUCCCACCUCGCUGGUUCUUGUACAUACUGCUGGGGGGGCGGCAAAGCAGAGAUCCCCCCCGCAACUAAUCUCCCUCCAGCUCCCCAUCCCCAAUUCCUGCCCUGACCUCAGGGCCCCACCCAUGUUUAGAAGCCUUGACAAUGGGGAUAGCAUGGGGGGAGCCACCCGCCCACCCCAGCAAUGCCACCCCCACCUUCCUAGGUUGGCUGGAGUGAGGAUGAGGGCAGUGGGGUCUAGUGGUUAGAACAGGUGUGGGCGAGGGGGGGAGGGUUGGGAGCCAGGACUCCUGGGUUCUAUCCCCAGCUCAGGGCGGGGAGCGGGGUCUAGUGGGCUCUGUCCCCUUAUCAAGUGCCUUUACUCUUUCUGUGCCUCGGUUUCCCCUGGGCUAACAGGGUGUUACAUUGCCAGCUGUUUAGGGCUGAAUGACCCAUGUGUUUACGUAGGGCCUACCAGAACCGGAGCCCAUGGGAUGUUUUCAAGGGAAAUAAAUUUUAAUAUAAGGAGGAGAUUUUUUUUAAAUGAACUAAACUUAAUGCAAGGAAACCGGCCCCAGGGUGGGGGACUGGGUGGGGAAUGGCACACGGGGGGAUUGGUGUGGUGAUGCUCAGGGCACUGACACCCCCCCGCCGAACCCCUCAUGUUCCCCCCACACACUCCCCGGUCCUGCAUGUGGCUUGUGUUAAUUUCUGCUUAUUUUUGGGGGAAAAGGGUUAAUAAAAAUACUGAUAAAUGGU